AUGGCUCCAUCGUCCGUUUCGGAAGACGAGCGCUAUAGGACCUCAACACAAUAUCGACUCUGGUCCUUCACGCCUACCUCUCUACUCGAGCUCCGCACGACUACCAACCGCAACGCAGCAAAUCGCGUACGGGAUGCUGUACGACGCGUACGAGAAGCGCGCGCUGCUACGUCAUCUGGAAAUACGAGCGAGGCAGAUGGAGGAAACAGUAGAGCCGUGAGCGCGGUGCCAGAGGGGGAGGUGGAUUGCUUGAGCGUGGAGGAGGAAUUGAAGCUCGUAACACAUUUUUGUCGGCAGACGUUACAGCUUGGGGAUCAUUUGCAGGUGCCUACAGAUGUCAAGGCGACAGCAGUCCAAUAUAUAAAACGUUUCUAUAUUACGAAUUCUUGCAUGACCUACGACCCCAAGACCCUCCUUAAAACUGCCCUCUUUUUCGCCACAAAGACAGAAAACCAUUACUUCCGUCUCACCAAAUUCGCAGAAGCCAUCACUGCUACGAAACCGGAAGAGAUCCUGGCCUCCGAAUUCCUACUCACGCAAGGCCUACGCUUUACAUUCGAUGUACGGCAUCCCUUUCGUGCUCUGGAAGGAGCGGUGAUGGAGCUACAAGCUAUGGCGAACGGCCAAACCCCAAGCGUCGGAGAUAAGCUGCGGGGUAUGAGCAGGAGGGUUAAAGAAGCACAUGGGAAGGCCAGGGAGUAUCUGAAGACGAGUGCGCUCUUAACGGAUGUAUAUUUCCACUACACUCCCUCUCAGAUCAUGAUGGCUUCCCUUCUCAUCGCGGAUCGACAACUCAUAUCCCUAUACCUCGGCUCGAAAUUACCUCCUGGCUCCGCGAACUCCGCGAUAUCUGCAAAACUCAUGGAAGCUCUAGACAAAUGCGCAGAGAUGUUGCAGAGUAUGGAUCCGGGGAAUGAGCAGAGCAUUGCGGAGAAGAAGGAACUAGGCGCACUGGCGAAGAAACUUAGGAAGUGUCGGAACCCAGAAAAAAUCGACUUGGUGAGCUUGCAAAGGGCGAAAAGGGAAGGGGAUGGGGAGGAUGACGAGAGGGUUGUCAAGAAGCGGAAACUGGAACGGGAACAGUCUGCGAAGGAGGGACAUGAUCUCUUUGGCCCGACUAUCCAGAAGUAA
Molecule: messenger RNA, 1131 nt
Organism: Lachnellula hyalina
Lineage: Eukaryota; Fungi; Ascomycota; Leotiomycetes; Helotiales; Lachnaceae
Gene: CCL1
Product: Cyclin
Exons: 2
Coding region: 1-1131 (376 amino acids)
Biological process (GO): regulation of cyclin-dependent protein serine/threonine kinase activity; regulation of transcription by RNA polymerase II
Cellular component (GO): nucleus; transcription factor TFIIK complex
Molecular function (GO): cyclin-dependent protein serine/threonine kinase regulator activity
Source: RefSeq, a predicted model, not a curated record